AUGGAUAAAUCUAAUACAUAUACUUCGGUCGUCUCUAAUCUAACCAAUAAUUUAGAACAUGAUAGACAUAGGCAUAGUAGACUACUGGCUUACAGUCGACAAUUACAGGAAGAAGAAAAUGAUGAUGAUGAAUAUGGUGCGCUCGUCAACAUUUAUCGUGAGCACAAGAGACAUUUGGAACAAGAUAAAAAAGCUCGCACACAAUUGAAUAUCCAAGCUCUAGAUGAUGACGAUCUUUACGAACCUGUGCAUAACUCAACUUCAUCAGCGAGAUCAUCAAGUGAUUUUGAUAUGGGCCGUUUUUUGAAUUCUAGUUCUGGAAUUAACCCUUAUAAUGGAACCGUUAUAGGGAAUUAUAAUUUUCCGAAUGGUGUUAAAGGUGUUUGUUGCUAA
This is a messenger RNA of Racocetra persica, 393 nucleotides long. The record is from the annotation of a GenBank genome assembly. Lineage: Eukaryota; Fungi; Glomeromycota; Glomeromycetes; Diversisporales; Gigasporaceae.